AGAUCACUGACCGUAUCCGACUUUAAAUAAAUGAAAAGAACUAGGAUAUGAAGAACAUAAUGACGGAGAGAAUCCUUAAUCAUGCUCUGGAAAUUAUUUACCUACUUACGGGAGAGAUCUCAGUGUUUCAGGAUCUGGUUAACUCACUGAUUAUAAAUGACACGAGCAAGGACAGGAAGAGAACGACAGAGCGGAUUGUGACUCACGCCCUGGAAAUCAUCUCUUUGCUCACCGGAGAGGUGCCUAUAAAGUGUGAUGACGUCGCUGUAUAUUUCACUAUAGAGGAGUGGGCGUUUAUCGAGGGGCACAAGGAGUUUUACAAGGAUCUCGUGCUGGAGAAUGAAGAGUCACAUAGAACGUUGUGCAUUUCAUCCAGCAAUAGUUCUGGGCUAGAGCGUGAACAUCUGGACACUGAUUCAGCUGUUGCGGCAGCGCAGGAGGAGGAGGAGGAGAGGGACACGGAUGUACAGCAGCUGGAUAUCCGUGCAGAGACGUGUGCAGGUGAAGACUUAAAGACUAAACAAACAGAAGAUCUGUGUGCGAGCAGCGAUCUGCAAGAUCUGAAGCAGGAGAUCUGUGAACGUCUAACCACAAACCUUCCUGAGGGAAAUCUGCAGACUGAAUGCGUUAAUGAGGAAGAAGAGGAAGAGAUUGAUGAAAAGGAUAUUCUGCAAAUUCAGAUUGAUUCAGAUUCCUUUUCUGGUGACGAUUAUGCAGAUGAUGUAGUGAAUGCUGAACUCACUAAGGAUCUUGGAUUAAACGGUCCUAUUAAAUGUAUAAAACAGGAAGAUUGCGAGGACAUUGGUUCAGGCAUUGACACAGACAAUGUCUACUCAGGAGAGAACCAAAUGGAUAUUGAGAUGGUGGUAAUCGACUCAGACACUUGUGUGGAUGGUCAUCUGAACAGUUUGUCUAAGAAGGUCAGAGGAAAAGUCUCUGAAAGAAACUUGAUUAACAAAUCAACAUUAUUUGGAAAAAUAAAUCCUUCAUCUACGGCAGCUUUGUAUCAGUAUGAACAGAAGACAAAUACUUCUAUCAAAUACUGUAAUGUUGUAUCACUGGAAACUAGAAAACCUGAGGCCGCACACUGUGAAAUACAAGUUACUAAAAUAUUAGUAGGUAAAGACAGUCAAGCAUUACAUAUCACAGAGAAUUCCCAUCCAAGUAAUAAAAAUAUUAAAUCUAAGCCCCCCAACAGAACUUUAGCAGGUGAAAAGCCAUAUAUUUGCCAGGCAUGUGGUAAAGGUUUUUCAGAUCGUUAUAAUAUGGUUGAACAUGAAAGGAUUCAUACUGGGGAGAAACCAUACGUUUGUCUUGAAUGUCUAAAAUGCUUUAACAGGAAGUCAAAUCUAGUUGCACACCAGAGAACCCAUACAGGUGAUAAGCCACACGUUUGUCCAGAGUGUAGUAAAGGGUUUUCAACACGACCACAGCUGGUUGCACAUCUGAGAACUCAUACAGGAGAAAGGCCGUACACCUGCCAGAAAUGCGGGAAGGGAUACUAUACUAAAGGUCAUCUGGUGUCGCAUUAUAGAACUCAUACCCAAGAGAAGCCGUAUGUUUGCCAAACCUGUGGGAAAGGCUUCUCACAAAAGUCAAGUCUGGAUGGACAUCUCAGAACCCAUACAGGAGAAAAACCGUUUGUAUGUCAGAUAUGCGGUAAAGGAUUUUCUGAAAAGUCAAAUAUGGUUACGCACCAGCGAACUCAUACUGGGGAGAAACCAUAUGUAUGUCAGACAUGCAGGAAAUGUUUUACGGACAAGUCAACUUUAAAUGCACACCGUAGACUUCACACCGGAGAGAAACCAUAUGUUUGCCAGCUGUGUGGCAAAGGGUUUGCUCAAAGGGCAGGUCAAAUUGCACAUCACAGGACUCAUAUGAGAGAAAAAGCACUGACAUAGCUAGGAAAAAUUAUGCUUAGGCACUCUGCAGACUAGUUUGAGCAUCAUGGGAAAUGUAGUUUUGAAACAUUAGGGGUGCCAAGAUCAGCCAUAAGUUUUCUAGAAGGUUAUUGCCAAUUUGUGAACUCAAAUAAGUUUUACACUCUAUGUCUAUACUUUUGAUACAACAAAAAAAUAGUGUCAUGCAAAUUAAAAUUUGCUUUUUUAAAACAAAAAAGUGCAAAAAUAUUUUAUAUUAGACAUUAGUUUGAAGAAAAUAGUUUGUGCUGACAUAUUGUCACUGCACCUGCUAGAAUGUAGAGAUACAUUUAUUGUGCAAAAUCUUUAUUGAAAUAAUGUUAGUAAUGUAUAGAUUAACAUAGGGGACUCUCAGCCAAUUAGUAAUUAUCUAUAGAUAAAACUCCCAUCAUGUUUAAUAGGAUAAAUUAAUGUUAUUUAAAAAAUGUCUAUUUUAUUUUACAUAUUUAUUUGUACAUUUUUUUACAACUACUUUGCUAAAAUCCUUUUUCCAAAGUGGAAAAACAAAAUAAAAUAUUUUAAAAAUAAAUGUGGCUUUUAAACUCU
This is a messenger RNA of Bombina bombina (fire-bellied toad), 2465 nucleotides long. Its product is annotated as zinc finger protein 615. The coding region runs from base 48 to 1901 and encodes 617 amino acids. Gene Ontology annotation, biological process: regulation of transcription by RNA polymerase II. Lineage: Eukaryota; Metazoa; Chordata; Amphibia; Anura; Bombinatoridae. Gene Ontology annotation, molecular function: DNA-binding transcription activator activity, RNA polymerase II-specific; RNA polymerase II cis-regulatory region sequence-specific DNA binding. Gene Ontology annotation, cellular component: nucleus. The transcript is spliced from 9 exons. The record is from RefSeq and is a predicted model, not a curated record.